Messenger RNA from Lottia gigantea (owl limpet), 2886 nucleotides. RefSeq lists its product as hypothetical. The record is from RefSeq and is a predicted model, not a curated record. Gene Ontology annotation, molecular function: mRNA binding; translation initiation factor activity; protein binding. The annotation marks the transcript as partial. NCBI's taxonomy places the organism in Eukaryota, Metazoa, Mollusca, Gastropoda, Lottiidae. Gene Ontology annotation, cellular component: eukaryotic translation initiation factor 4F complex. The transcript has 18 exons.
UUUCUUCUAGAACAAUGGAGUCCGGUGAAUCCAGAGGGAAAGAUGACAUACGAUAGAGAAUUUUUAUUACAGCUACAAUUUGCUGAUAAUUCUGUCUCUAAACCACAAGGGUUACCAAAUUUACCUGACAUUAUUUUAGAAAGGGUGAUGAAAAAGAAUUGGCCAAAAGGGAUUCAGAAGUUUUUUGCCUUUGAAAUUUCAGACAGGAAAUCUAAUUGGUACACACAAUUCCUUGAAAAAACAUGCAGAUCGUUGCAUUAUAAAUCCAUUUUUCUCUUACAGUCUGGCUCUAGUCAAAUGAUUCGCAAGAAAAACAGUCAACAAGGACCUCGAAAUGAACCAGGAAAAAAAAUAAUCAAAACAAUUUCCAUAUCAUCUCAAGAUAUCAAGCUACAUAAAGCUGAAAAAGCUUGGGAACCAGAAAGGAAGAAAGAUAAGAGCGAAAUGACUGAAGAAGAAAUAGAGGAGACCAAAACAAAGGAUAUAUAUAAACAAGUUAAAAGUAUAUUGAAUAAAUUAACUCCCCAAAAAUUCCAAACUUUAUUACGACAAGUAACAGAGUUAGAUAUAAAUACAGAGAGCAGAUUAAUAGGUGUUACAGAUCUUAUCUUUGAAAAGGCUGUGAGUGAACCUGCAUUUAGUGUGGCUUAUGCUAAUUUAUGUCGUUAUUUAUCACAAUUAAAAGUACCAUCUGAUUCAAAGCCAGGUGAGAUGGUGAAUUUCCGAACUAUAUUAUUGACUAAUUGUCAGAAAGAGUUUAUGAAAGAUAAUGAUGUAGAAUCUGAUUUAGAAGAAAGAAGGAAGAAAAUAGAAGAAGCAACUAGUGAGGAAGAAAAGAAAACGUUAGAAGAUGAAUUCCAAGUGGCAGCGUCAAGUGCUCGGCGUAGAUCCACAGGAAAUAUUAGGUUUAUAGGUGAAUUAUUUAAAUUAAAAAUGUUAACUGUAAAUAUUAUGCAUAAUUGUGUAUUUAAAUUAUUAAAAUCUCGAGAUGAAGAAAAUCUAGAAUGUUUAUGUCGACUGUUGACUACUAUUGGUAAAGAGUUAGAUGAAGCUAAAGCUAAGACAAGAGUAGACCAGUAUUUUCAACAGAUGUCUAAAAUUGUCAGUGAGAAGAAAACAUCCUCUAGAAUAAGAUUUUUGUUACAAGAUGUUAUUGAUUUAAGAUUACGUAAUUGGGUUCCAAGACGGGAAGAUUAUAAUCCUAAAACCAUUGACCAAAUCCAUAAAGAGGCUGCAAAAGAAAGUGCUCAAAAGGCUCUUUUAUUGUCUCAACCUCUUCCACCAACUCCAAAUCGUGGUUCUCAGAAUGCAAGAAAUGAUGAUGGAUGGACUCCUGUGUCUUCCAAAUCAUUGCGUAACAUAGAUCUGACCAAAAUGAAGAUAACCAAGACUCCAGUGGAUGACAAUAUUCAACUAGGUCCUGGUGGAGGAUCAUCAAGAUUUGGUGUUUGGGGUCGAGGCAGCAGUGGUGGUGGUCUUGCUACCAAGUCAUCUUCCCAGGAAGGUGAAUCACCUGCUAAUAAUGCUCCAGCUAAUAGAUUCACAGCUUUACGUCCAGAAGAUGAUGGGAGACCAUUUGGUCGUGGUACUAGUCCAGCUCGAAGUGAUAGUAGAAAUCGUGGUAUGGGAGGUUUUGGUAGAGGUACACUUACACCACGAUCUUCUCAAGAAAUGGAUCGUGAACGAGCUAUUGCUAAUGUUAGAAAUAUAGCCGGUAGGGGCAGUAAUCCAGCUAGUAGAGAAAAUAGUAGAACCAGGGAAUCAAGAAUAGACCAGAAACUAGAUACACAUAGUAAACAAUUAUCAGAGGAAGAAAUAGAGAAAAAGACUAAAAGUAUUAUUGAUGAAUAUUUACAUAUUAAUGAUAUCAAAGAAGCCUGUUUAUGUGUAUCUGAAAUAAACCAUCCAUCAAAUGUCCAUCUAUUUGUUGAACUGUCUAUUAAUUCUGUAUUAGAAAGAUCUAAAAUAGCUCGCCAACAGACUGGUAAUCUCCACCAUGAAUUAAUUAGUAAAAAAAUAAUCUCAGUAGAGGCAUACUUAAAAGGAUUAAAACAAACAUUAGAAAUGGCUGAGGAUAUGGAAAUUGAUAUACCAAAGAUUUGGCAAUAUUUAGGAGAGUUAAUAGGGCCAAUGGUUCAAGAUGGUUGUGUACCUUUAAGUUUCUUAAAACAAGCAUGUGAGCCACUACAAGAAAGUGGUAAAGCUGGGAACUUAGUUGCAGAAAUACUUCAUGAUGCUAGCCAAAGAUUGGGCCACAAAAAAAUAGCUCAAUUAUGGAGACAUUCAGAAUUGACAUGGACAGAUUUUGUGGAAGAAGACAAAAUAAAACAAUUCCUUUUGGAUAAAGGAUUGGAAUUUACUGUAGCUACUGAUUCUGCUCCAUCUACCCCAGUGGAUAAAGUUUCAUUUGAAACAAUACAAGAACAAUUAUUAGUUCGUUUACGUGAUGAGAAUUGUGAUAAUGAACAUAUAUUUGAUUGGAUUGAGGCCAAUAUUCCAGAUGAGAUGACAAAAUGUCCUCGUUUUAUUCGCACAUUAAUGACUGCUGUAUGUAAAAGCGCUAUCGAUGGUGUUAAUUGUAAAGUAACACAACGUGUUAUCAAACAACGUCAAGCGUUAUUAGUCAGAUACAUAGAUAAUCAACAAGAAUUCGAACUACAGGCGUUAUAUGCUUUACAAGCUUUAGUUAAUGAAUUACAACAUCCACCAGGAGUGUUGAGAUCUUUCUUUGAAUAUUUAUAUGAUGAAGAUGUUAUAUCAGAAACUGGUUUUACACAGUGGUCAGCUAGUGAUGAUCCUGCUGAACAGGAAGGCAAAGGUGUGGCAAUGAAAGCUGUAGUUCAAUUCUUUGCCUGGUUAAAAGAAGGAGAGAAUGAAGAGAGUUGA